Daktulosphaira vitifoliae (grape phylloxera) is the source of this 2384-nucleotide messenger RNA. It is a transcript of the gene Acadvl, whose product is annotated as very long-chain specific acyl-CoA dehydrogenase, mitochondrial. Gene Ontology annotation, molecular function: flavin adenine dinucleotide binding; very-long-chain fatty acyl-CoA dehydrogenase activity; fatty-acyl-CoA binding. The coding region runs from base 180 to 2072 and encodes 630 amino acids. NCBI's taxonomy places the organism in Eukaryota, Metazoa, Arthropoda, Insecta, Hemiptera, Phylloxeridae. The record is from RefSeq and is a predicted model, not a curated record. The transcript has 9 exons.
AUAUAUGACUAUUUAUUACGCUAUUUUUGAUAUCUACGAUUUAUCAGAUGAUAACUGAUGCCUGUUGCCCUUGGCCCCCUUACUGCUACAAAAAAUUAUGUAGACUUAUGUAUUAGUAAAGUGGCUAAUGUUGUUGUUUUGUAAACCUCACACGAAUUUUACCUGUUGUUAUUAUCAACAUGUUUAAAGUUAAUUGUAGUAAAUUUAAAUAUCGUUACUUUAAAGCAGUCGAAGAACUUAGAUUAAUUCAGAAAUCAAGAAGAUGGAUUUCAUCAACGACCCAUUUAUCCUCCAAGGAUACCAAAGAAGUCAAACAGUCAAAAUCAUUUACUAUGAAUUUAUUUCGUGGUCAGUUACAAACUGAACAAGUAUUUCCAUAUCCAGAUGUAUUAAAUGAUGAACAAACUGAAACAUUAUCUAGUUUAGUUGAUCCUGUUACAAAAUUUUUCCAAGAAGUAAAUAAUCCUUUAAAAAAUGAUGAGAUAGAAACUGUUGAACCAAAUACAUUAGAAGGACUCUGGGAUUUAGGAGCUUUCUCAUUACAAGUUCCUCAAGAUCUGGGUGGACUAGGACUUACUAACACACAGUAUGCUAGAAUGGUAGAAAUUGUUGGUGCUCAUGAUUUAGCUGUGGGCAUUGUUUUAGGAGCUCACCAAUCAAUUGGUUUUAAAGGCAUAUUGUUAUUCGGUACUCCAGAGCAAAAAACUAAAUAUUUACCACGAGUAUCAAACAAAGAGUUUGCAGCAUUUUGCCUAACUGAACCUUCUUCUGGUAGUGAUGCUGGAUCUAUCAAAACACGUGCUGUUCUAUCACCUGAUGGAAAACAUUACAUACUAAAUGGCAAUAAGAUUUGGAUUAGUAAUGGUGGUAUGGCAGAAAUAAUGACUGUUUUUGCUCAAACUCCAGUUAAAGAUGAAAAAACUGGCCAAACAAUAGAUAAAGUCACUGCGUUUAUUGUUGAAAGGUCGUUUGGUGGUGUAACUAAUAGUCCUCCAGAAAAAAAAAUGGGAAUCAAAGCAUCAAACACUGCUGAAGUUAAUUAUGAAGAUGUAAAAGUUCCUAUUGAAAAUGUGUUAGGUGGAGUGGGUCAAGGUUUUAAAGUUGCUAUGAAUAUUUUGAACAAUGGACGGUUUGGAAUGGCAGCUGCUCUAGCUGGGACUAUGAGAUCUGUGACUGCUAAAGCUGUUGAACAUGCAACGACUAGAGUACAAUUCGGAAAACGUUUAGACAGUUUUGGAGGAAUUCAAGAAAAACUUGCUCGUAUGGCAAUGCUUCAAUAUGUUACUGAAAGUAUGGCUUAUAUGAUAUCAGGAAACAUGGAUACAGGCUCAGUCGAUUAUCAUUUAGAGGCAGCAAUUUCAAAGUGUUUUGCUUCUGAAUCUGCCUGGUAUGUAACUGACGAAGCCAUACAAAUUCUUGGUGGUAUGGGAUAUAUGAAAGCUACAGGAUUAGAAAAAGUAAUGCGAGAUUUAAGAAUUUUUAGAAUAUUUGAGGGUACCAACGAUAUCCUCAGGCUCUUUGUAGCUUUGACUGGAAUCCAAUUUGCUGGUGGUCAUUUGAAAGAACUACAAAGAGCAUUCAAAAAUCCAACUGCUCAUUUAGGUUUAAUUCUUGAAGAAGUCAAAAAGCGUACUUUGUAUUCUGUUGGUUUUAAUUCAGCACCUUCAUUAAAUCAUCUUGUCCAUCCCAAAUUGUCUGAUGCAGCAAAUCUUGCUGGACAAAGUGUUGGAUUAUUUGGUCCAGCUGUAGAGUCAUUGUUAAUUAAACAUGGAAAAGGCAUUAUCGAUAAGCAAUUUCUUCUUAACAGAUUAGCUCAAGCAGCUAUUGAUACAUAUACUAUGUCAGUAGUACUAUCAAGAGCUACUAGAGCAUUAAAUAAAGGCCUUCCAACAGCCGAGUAUGAAGCAUUACUUACUCAAAUAUAUUGUUCAGAGGCUAGUGAUAGAGUAACCAAUAACCUAAUGCAAUUAAAGUCUGGCAAACAUUUAGAUAAUUUUUCAAAAAUGAGCAGCAUUGCUGAACAAGUCUGUCAAAAUGGAGGAUUAGUACAAACUAAUCCUUUGAACUUAUAAGACCAAUUCUUAUAUUUAAGUUUAUAAAUACAAAUGAACUGGUGAUUGUGAAUUUGUUAUUAUAUAGGAAUGUUUUAAAUAAAAUAGUCACUAAAUCAUGACCUUUGUAUUAUCAUUUAAUGCUAUAGCUAAGAUUGAAUUGUGUACUUGUUAAAUUGAUAAUUAAUUGUAUAUAAUUGUUUAUAUUAUUAAAAUUUAUUAUUAUAUUAUAUAUUUAAUUUUCAUGUGUAUCUUAUUUUAUUUAAAUCAUAAAUUAUGUUAUUUUUAUUAUUUCACAAUUUUUGUUUAAUAGAUGGUAAAUUAUACUUUAUA